Molecule: messenger RNA, 1507 nt
Organism: Dissoconium aciculare CBS 342.82
Lineage: Eukaryota; Fungi; Ascomycota; Dothideomycetes; Mycosphaerellales; Dissoconiaceae
Exons: 1
Coding region: 53-1423 (456 amino acids)
Source: RefSeq, a predicted model, not a curated record
GAAGUCCGACGCCAUCAUUCCAUCAUAAUUUUUAUUAUGCAACAUCUCGGAGAUGGCAGAUGGGAUCAGCCGCUCGACUGGCAAUGGCACAGGUGGCCGCCGUAGGACAACUAUCUCGGGGCCGCUUCCUCAAAUAGAAGAAGCAGGACGCAACAGGCCCUCGCCGAUUAAGUUGUUGAAAUUGGCAUGGAAUUCACCUUCGGCUCCAACAUCACCCUCGCUGGCCACACCGACAUCCCCUGCGAGAUCAUUCUCGCACCGGCGAACACUCAGCGCUAACAUUUUGGCUAAGUUCAACCUGAUCAAAGAUGCCAAUGAUGGUGCCGAGCCAAGUGAACGAGAAGAUCUGAAUGAAAAGGAGGAGUCAGUGGACUCAGCCCUGCUCGCCGCUGAAGAUGGCCUCGACGACCAAGGCGUAUUAUCAUCAUCCUCUGUCAAUGCCGAACCUCUCGUCGAGGCCCCGAGCAAAGGUAGUAGAUUCCGAAAACGUAAAGAGUCACUACGCAAAACGGCCAUUUUAGGCGGGCGUAAGCUUGGACCUGACAGCAGAGAAAAGAAGGCAAUUCCAUCACAGCGAAAUCCUAUUGUCCCGCCGACAACGACGCAGUACACUUCCACAGAUACUCAUCAAGCUUCACGUGGCACAGUCGACAAUUUAAGUCAUCCCGGGACCCAAGGGACAGAGGCGGCAAAUUUGCAUCGCAUUCGGCGACAGUUUAGUUAUGAAAGCGCCGAAGCGAUGAGCAGUAGCGAUAGCGGGUGGUCUAUUCCGCUCCCCGCUACUACUGAGAGCUUUACUCACACUGCUGAACAGCGCACUCAAAUCCCAUCACGUUCAUUCACUGAGCUAGGCAGCCCCGUCGAGUUGAAAAGCCCGACCGGCCAUGCCAGUUAUACGAGCGCGAGCACAACGGAUGACGAUGAUGUGCUGACAUUCCAUCGCCCCAGCAAGGGCUUCGGAGACUCUCAGAGAGAGAUGCCUCUGCUAGCGAAGCCCCUUUCAUCUGCUGCCACAAGUUACUUUCCUAUCGUUUCUUCACCCGCCGAAGUCUCGUUAACGCGACGCCGGAGCUCGAAAAAGUCGCGAUCUUCACCAUUGUCCCGGAAUAUAUCUGCACUCCCUAGCACACUUGAACCGGAGCCUCACGACUAUACCGAAACGGAGUACUGGGGUUGGGUCAUCCUCUUUGUGACAUGGCUCACUUUUACUGUUGGCAUGGGCUCAUGUCUUGAAAUAUGGAGCUGGGCUUGGGACGUGGGAGAAACGCCAUAUGCACCACCAGAAUUGGAGGACGACCCUACACUACCUAUUGUUGGCUAUUAUCCUGCGCUCAUCGUGCUGACUGGUGUUGUGGCCUGGAUAUGGAUCACAGUCGCCUGGGUGGGUAUGAAGUACUUUAGGCAUGCGAAGAUUGAAGUUUAAUCAUAAUGAUGAGACACGAAAUAUGAAAAACGCUGUGCCGUACAAGCCUCGCAGACUGAUACUUAUUAUGUGGCAAUAUAGGGC